Messenger RNA from Gossypium arboreum, 1128 nucleotides. RefSeq names its product 40S ribosomal protein S4-like. The transcript is spliced from 5 exons. Gene Ontology annotation, molecular function: RNA binding; structural constituent of ribosome. NCBI's taxonomy places the organism in Eukaryota, Viridiplantae, Streptophyta, Magnoliopsida, Malvales, Malvaceae. Gene Ontology annotation, cellular component: ribosome; cytosolic small ribosomal subunit. The coding region runs from base 146 to 934 and encodes 262 amino acids. Gene Ontology annotation, biological process: translation. The record is from RefSeq and is a predicted model, not a curated record.
AGGCCCAAUUACAAAAACUGCUCUUCAUUAUAAAAAAAGUGAAGCAUCGGGUAGUUAGGGUUUUUUGUUAGCCCCUCGCGUCAUCGUCUUCAAAGAACGCUUUACCAUCAAAACCAGCUAGCUAAAUCAACCGCAUUUCACCAGGAUGGCUAGAGGGUUGAAGAAACACUUGAAGAGGCUCAAUGCCCCUAGGCAUUGGAUGCUUGACAAGCUUGGUGGUGCUUUUGCACCCAAGCCAUCAUCUGGACCCCACAAAUCCAGGGAAUGCUUGCCAUUAAUUCUCAUUCUGCGAAACAGAUUGAAGUAUGCUCUCACGUACAGAGAAGUUAUUGCUAUUCUCAUGCAGAGGCAUGUCAUGGUUGAUGGGAAGGUUCGGACCGACAAGACUUAUCCUGCUGGUUUCAUGGAUGUUGUGUCAAUUCCUAAAACCAAUGAGGACUUCCGUCUCCUUUAUGACACCAAAGGGCGUUUCCGUCUCCAUGCCAUCACGGGUGAUGAAACCAAGUUUAAGCUUUGCAAGGUUAGGUCUGUCCAGUUUGGCCAGAAAGGCAUUCCAUACCUCAAUACAUAUGAUGGGCGUACUAUCCGCUACCCAGACCCUCUGAUCAAGGCUAAUGACACCAUCAAGCUGGACCUUGAGAGCAACAAAAUUGUUAAUUUCAUCAAGUUUGAUGUCGGAAAUGUUGUCAUGGUGACUGGAGGAAGGAACAGAGGCCGUGUGGGAGUGAUUAAGAACAGGGAGAAGCACAAGGGUAGCUUUGAGACAAUCCACGUUCAAGAUGCUGCUGGGCAUGAGUUUGCAACUCGUCUUGGUAAUGUGUUCACAAUUGGAAAAGGAACGAAGCCAUGGGUAUCCCUUCCCAAGGGCAAGGGUAUUAAGUUGUCCAUCAUUGAGGAAGCUAGGAAGAGGCUUGCAGCCCAAAAUGCUGCUUGAACAUUAACACAAGAUAUCUAGAUGUCUUGCUGCUGUAGUUUAUUCUGGAGUUACUAGAUUUCUUGCAUUUGGUUAAGAAGAAAAUUUUGAGAACUAUUUUCUUCUUGCAAUUUUAAAUUGUUCGGUUGGGUAAUGUUAGUGAACUUACAAGGCUAUAUUUUAAAUGAAUGCUUGGACUUGGAUGCUUUCGUGAA